AUGAUUAGUGGCAGGUACCACGAAGUGCUCGAACGGCUCGGAAGGGCGGAACCAUCAACAGUGGACGAGUGCAAAGCUGUGUUGGAGAACAUUCGUGUCAACAAAGGCCAUAUCGACGAGAAUUACCGACUGGAUUUGGAGAAGCUUUCCCACGGACAUCGCGACCGGACAUUGUAUGUUUUUGCAAAACAGCGCAAGCUUGAGGCAGCUUUCACCAAAAGCAUCUCCCAGCAGCUUUACUCGUCCAAGUAUCGUUUCUUGUACGAACUUGUUCAGAAUGCUGAUGAUUCGCUGUACAAAGAGGCACACCGCGCAUCGGUACUACCAUUCCUCCGAUUCAAGAUCGCGCCAGAUGCUUUCAUUGUGGAAACAAAUGAAGAUGGCUUCAGACUAGCCAACGUUGAGGCAGUGUGUGCGACUGGGGAAAGCUCGAAGAAAUCGUCAGCUACAGACGAUCACAUCGGAGAGAAAGGCUUCGGAUUCAAGUCUGUAUUCUCCAUUGCAGAGGACGUGCACGUUCAAUCUGGACUCUGGUCAUUUCGGUUUCAACAUCGGCGCGGAGACGACGGUCUUGGUAUGGUGACGCCUCUGGACGCCGAGCCAGUCACUCUCCCUGAGGAUGUGACUACGAGAAUAACUUUGCGUCUCGCGAGGGAUGCGACUGCAGAGUACCAGAGUCUACUCAAUGCUGUCGCAAGCAUGCCUGAUACAACACUCUUCUUCUUGCAGAGACUACGGAGGUUCCGUGUUCAUGUUACAGACAUGGACGCCAAAGAAUUAACGACUACUUUCGAGAGAAUCGCACUUGAAUCUCCCCUAGAUCGCGUCCUUAUCAGGCGGCAGGAGGAGUUCGGUGAUGAAACCACGGUCGAUGAAAGCUUGUAUCGAUGUUUCACUCACGUUGUCGAGGAUAUACCAGCACACGAAUAUCGGGAGGGUCGCAGAUCAGCGCGCGUCGAGUUGGCCUUUCCAGUGGACGCUACAACACAACAGCCAAAGCUUAGCGAAUCUGGGCAUCACGUUUUCGCCUAUCUACCAUUGCAGCGUUUGCAACAAGUUCAGGUAAGCUCGUUUCAUGUAAAGAAGAAGUAUGCUAAUCCAUUCCGUAAGUUCCUCAUCCAGUCAGAUUUCAUCACUUCUGCAAGCCGAGAAAGCGUCAUUGAUUGUACGUGGAAUGAAUCCAUAUUCCAUGGUGUGGCGAAGACUUUCGCGAGGGCCGUUGAAGAGUUCACGAAAGACGAUGAUCCCCUAAGGUAUUCUUGGCUCGACUACCUACCUGCCGGGCUACGCGACGAUCGAUGGAAACCAAUGUGUCGAUUGAUUACACAAGAGCUGGCAGACAAACCUAUCCUGCAGACUUGGCGACAGCGACACCUCAGAAGACCGAGAGAACUACGAUUACUACGCGACAACAUGCUCUAUAGUGGCAAACCGAUUCUGGAGGGUCUAUCAGAUGAUGUCGACCUUGCCCCUGAUUACAUCCCUAAAUACAUCGAUGAAGUUCUCUCCCUUGGGGCACGUUGGGCAGGGCUACCUCGCAUGAUGAAACGGCUAGAGACUGAUGUUUUGACCGUCACUUCGAAAUUGAGAGCCAAGGAACCGCACGAUGCAUGGCAUGUUGCAUUUGCGUCCUUGUUUUUACAGGCAUGGUCGACCAAAGCCCCCGAGAUUGGUGUCCAAAGCAGACUGAGGAAACUGGCUAUAAUACCUCUUCAGAAUCGUCAGCAGUGGACAGGCGCACCAGGGCAAAGUAGCGGUGGGAGUUUGGAUCAUAUCUACUUCUCCGAUGUCGACGGCAUCCAUAUUCCCAGCUCUAUAGGAUUGAAUCUCCUCGAUACACACGCGUCUUCGAAUCCGACGCGCAAAGCCUUUUACACAGCACUCGGUGUCGAGGAGUGUUCGCAUGAGUUGGUCGUGGACAGGAUUAAGCAGGCACAUGGCCGCGCCGACACAGCUCCUGCUGAUAUACCGUCGCACCUUCGAUACCUUUUCCGAGCGAAUGAGGAUGCUUCGCUGCUCAAAAGAUGGAUCUGGGUGCCGACAAGAAGCGGGCAUGUGAAAGACUCUACAAAGUUAUACUUCCCAUCAGAAGCAGCCCAUCAUCUUUAUCAGGCUCUUACUGGAGUUUGUCCCUCGAAAUAUCAGGGAAUUUUGGAAUUUGUUGACAAGUCCCUAGUCGACUGGGAAGAAAACUCUGCGAAGGACCAGCGUGAUGCGUGGGAAAAGUGGUUGGAGCAGGCGACAGGUGCCCGAUACUAUCCGCCUGUCGUACACGAUAAUGCAGAGACGUCUUUGCCAGAGCUUUCCCCAGCUUUAAGGGUAGUCGGCCAGUGGAAUUUUUAUGCAUUCUUAGACAUGCUCAGACAGCAUUGGCACGAUUACCAAAAGGACGUCUCACGCAUCGAAGCCCAGCUCAGGGACCUAGGGGUACCAUGCGCCGUUAUAGCUGGUGAGCCUUGGCAAUACGAAGCUCUUGAAGACACAUACCUACCUACGGUCGACGUAAUUGAUCAAGUGCUGACUCUUGGUCUAACCUUGGGCAAGUGUUCAAUACUCGCUAUACCUGAGUUUCGCCGGACGUCGGACAAGCUUGACAAAGACGGCCGUGUAAAGUGGCGAUUUUUGGAAGAAUUUGGCGUACGUAGCGAGGUAGAUCUCGAGUUCUACGAGCGCGCUCUUCAGGGUAUCAGAUUCUUUCAAGGAACUCUAGAUGUACCAGAUGCUGUCUCCGAGGAUGUCUUGGAAGAGCUGAUCAAACGACGGCAAGCUACCGAUCUCACAACCAACCUUUCCGUUGCAGGAGACAUCUAUUCAUACAUCCGUGAUAAUACAGUCCGUGACGAGGAGUGGCAGAUACUGAGGACGCAGUUCCAGCAAAACGAUUUGAUCUUGGGCACGAAUAGCACCUGGCACACCCUUGAGACGUGUGUGUGGCACAGCCGUUUCUUGCUUUCCGGAUACGAAGACCUUAGCUCCAUCUACCCACAUUUGGAACCCUUCUUCGUGAAGCAUCUCAAAGUCAAGAAAGUCACACCGACUAUGGUCAUCAAGGAGAUAUCGAAAAUGGUCAGGCACAAAUCGCCAGACUACGAGGAUGUCCGAAAGCGGCUCGUCGACGUCAGCAGGAUGCUGACUAGUACCAAGCUGGAUAAGACAACUAAAGAUGCGCUAUCUGAUCUUGCGGCGAGCAAGUUCCUGCCCAAAAGACUUGCCAGUGGCGGUACAGCCCUCCUUAGCCGUCACGAUGCCUAUGCUAUCCGGGACCAUACUCGAUAUGGCAGCGCCUUUGAGGAGCAUGACAUCUUACUCGACUUUUCCGUUGAGGAGGUUCAAAUCAUGAACGUCAUGUUCACGCAUAUCGGUAUCAAGAGGUACUAUCUCUCGUCUUUGGUGGUCGAGAAGUCCACGGUCGAGGACGAUAGUGAGGAAGACGAUGAACUUUCGAAGCAACUGCAAGUGAAAGCGUAUGCUUUAUAUUGCUGUGCUGCGAAGUACAAGAGUGUGAAAGCUCUCCAUGGAGAUCACUCACUUUUCGAGACUUUGUCAGCUGUUCGGAUCUUCAGAGGCGAUAUCGCGACUCACCUAGUCAUCGACACCAAAGACCCAGACCUUCGUCUUAGUGUUCGAAGCGAGCGAUCAUUCAUACACCAUGAGAGAACGACGGACAGUCUAAGAAUCUACGUACCCAAAGGCCCGAAGCAACGUCAAUCUUCCUAUCGAUCACAGCUUCCGAAACUGCUUGCAGACAUCAUGGAAGUCGACGACAGCGCACGUCAUGACAUCUCUGUCAUCAUUGGUAGCGACCUCCGAGCCUUAGACGACAUCCUGAUCGAGCUCGAUAUAUCGUGCGUGUCGUGGAUCACAAAGCCAGUCUUGAAUCUACCGAACGAUGAAGAUGAGGAUGAGGAUGAAGAUGGUUCAUCGUCGCUGUUUGAGCCGCGACACGUGCACAAUGCCGAAAAUACAAGCACGCGAAGACGCUCUUCUCUAGUCUCAGCAAAUGGGUCUGUGAACUCAUCCGAGUCAACCUUCGUCGAAGAUGUGACAGCUAGCUCCAGACAUGCGGCCUACAGUCCCAGAGCAAGUCGCAGCUUAGAUCAGGAGCGUAUUAACCGCCUUCAUGGGGCUCUAGGUGAAGCAUUUGUUUUUGAAACGCUCGCCGCUCUCAAUUUGACCGACUUCACGCUCGACAAUUGGCGCAGUACGAUUCGCGGAGAGCUCUCACGCUAUCCGAAAUACGCCGGCAUUGCCAACUGGCAAGGUCGCGAAACAGCGGAUAUCGUCUACACGGAUCGCGAUGGUACGCUGACGCAGUGGUUGAAGGGGAGAUGCACAGGUGGCUAUCCUGCUAGUAGUACUGAGCGUGACUUCGCGAGGCACCCGAUCGAAUACUACUUCGAGGUUAAGAGCACAAUAAGUGCUUGUGAGACGAGAUUCUUCCUGAGUUCGGGACAGUACAAACUCGUAAGUUGUCUAGACUUCCUUGACAAAUAUGUGGGAUGA
Molecule: messenger RNA, 4503 nt
Organism: Alternaria incomplexa
Lineage: Eukaryota; Fungi; Ascomycota; Dothideomycetes; Pleosporales; Pleosporaceae
Exons: 6
Coding region: 1-4503 (1500 amino acids)
Source: RefSeq, a predicted model, not a curated record